Messenger RNA from Cinara cedri, 1371 nucleotides. Lineage: Eukaryota; Metazoa; Arthropoda; Insecta; Hemiptera; Aphididae. The record is from the annotation of a GenBank genome assembly.
AUGCGGGACAUCGAAUCACCUCUAUCUAAAUUUCACGUUGAACAGGAAUCCAUUCACGGUACACUGAUUCAACUGGAACGUGGCAGUGAGUACCCAUCGGUACGCGUGCCGAUUGGACUCGUCAUAUUGGAUCAAUACUAUACUAUCAUGGCCAUUGCUCAAGAGCCUGGCAUCGACGACCCCUCCACGUCGUCCGAGGUCGCGGGUAAUAAUUCAGAUCGCCCGCACAUUCAGCUGCCUAAAAUCCAAUUACCGAAAUUUGACGCUUACACCGUUCGUUGGAUUGCUUUCCGUGACAUUUACAAGUCAUUAGUCCACGACAAUGGCAGUUUGUCUAACGUCGAAAAAUACCAUUACCUCUUGUCCGCCGUAAGCGGUAAUGCUGGCGCCGUGUUGCGCUUCGUUGUCGGAUUCCAACUACGGGGUAAUAUGGAAGGCACUAAACGAAAAUGUCGACGACCCACGUUUAAUUAUGAAUUGCCACUUGGACAGGUUGCUCAGUUUUCCCCCAUUACGUUCGUCAUCACUGGACGAUUCAAAACGGUUUCUCGACACCUUUCGAGAGAAUAUCGCCGCGCUCAACGGUUUCCAAAUACUGGAUCCCGGAGGGUUUUUUGUUGUUUUACAUCGCGUCACGCGUGUUGGAUUCCAAUACUAAAUGUCUGUUUGAGUCACAACACACUUAGACCACGAGUACCUACUCAAGUAUGUCCAGAAACGAUGUCAAGUCCUGCAAAAUAGUGCGGUUUCGUCCACUCAAUUGCCAUCGCUUAUGGGCAAACCUUAUACAAGAAAAAAAAGGCCACCUAGAACUCGAGCGUCUCUGGUAACUAAUGCAACAGCACCAACAAUUUGCAAUAGUGUUCACCCGUUGUACCGAUGUGACCGGUUCUCUCAACAACAGAUAACAGCAAGAGUCAAAACGAUCCACACCUAUCGUUUAUGUAGAAAUUGUUUGAGCUCGGCCACAAUGCUUCCGAGUGUAGCUCCAAACAUCUGUGCCGGCACUGUUCGGCCAAACAUCAUUCGAUGAUCCAUUUCGACACUAACAAAUCAAAUGAGACGGGAUCUUCUGGUUCGAGUCUGAGCACCAGUUCUUCGUCAUCAUCGCCAAAGUCGUCACCCGAUUCUACCUCUUCCGUGUUCGUGGGCACAGCUAUCAGCUCUAAUUUGACCAUCUUAAGAACAGCCUGCUUCCGGAUCCGUAGUCAAUGUGGGCAAUGGAUUUCGUGUCGAGAACUCGUCGAUUCAGGAUCUCAGGUAUCCGCAAUCACUCAUCAGUGUGCUUCCACACUUGAGCUGCCCCGACGGCAAGCUCCAUCGAGGUCGCUGGAUUGUCGCAAAUGCCAGUGUCAAAGAUUAAAAGAGUGA